UAUGGCGUCGAUUGGAUACGUUGUUACAUUUUUACUUUCAUGUUUACUGCACCAAUCUUUGUGCUAUCAGAGUUAUUUUCAAGAUAUUCCGACCAAUGUUCUACAACGACACAUCAAAUUUUCAAGGCAUCAGCCGUUCUGUGUGGUGUUCAGACAGGCAGAGGAAGGAUCUAAGUUGGAGAAAGUAAUGUAUGACCUUUGGCAAGCAAAAAACAAGGCUGGAAACUUCACCCAGUGGCAAGUUAACGCGUUCAAUCCGUACGUCUCAAAGAUGCCCCCAAACAACGAGCGUCCCGACUCUCUGCCGGCCAUGAGAUGCUACCUAGGAGAGACCUCGUCCUAUCAGUACCAGGGCAGGCACAAGAAAUCACUGGUCAAAGAAUGGCUUGGCAGACUGGCGAGCCUCUUUGCAGAGCAGAGUGCCGAGGUCAAUCAGGAAGCCAUUGAGAUCGCGCAGAGGUCACAUGACAUUCUCCUACUGGCAUUUCCGGACGGGCCCAGGCACCAUCAAGUGGAGGACAUGAUUUAUGGGAUUGCUAGGGAGCUGGACUCGUGCAAGGCCAUGGCGGUGCAUUUGAACUCCAAUGAAGUGGUAGCAUUGAGGCAUAAGUAUGCAGUCAACCGAUACCCUUCUGUGGUAGUGAUACAUAACAAAGUGAUAAACAGCUCCAUCCAUGAAACAUCUCAAGUCUUCACCGGUCAUGAGGUUGACCGCCACGUGAUUAAAGUGUACAUCGAGGCUAGAAGCAUUGGCGUACCUUACCUGAACUUUGAUGAAUUAGAAAGCAUGAUUACCAUCUCCAAGACUGGCGAAGAGAUGACACCGGUUCUGGUCUGUUUCUAUGCACAUUGGGGCAAGGACGUACACACGUACCUCCACGCGUACAACGAGACUGUCAAUUCAUACACGCAGGACGGCGUUCUGGUGAAAUUUGGUCUGGUGGAUUUAGUGAGAGAGUCCUCCAAGAAAAUUGCAACCCGAUAUCUGAAGUCUGGUGCCAUGAAGUACAUUCCAUUCCUGGUGCUGUUCCACACAGAUUCAACUGGUAAACUACAGGCUAUCCCACUCCAUGUGGGGCGCCCUUUCCCGUGGGUCAUGUAUGAACCUCUCUCAGAAUUGGGCAUAGGGGUGAUUGAAAGAGCUGGAAUCAGGAAGUACGCAGAGCCAUGGGGAACUCUGGGACCGGAUCAGUUCUGCAGCCUACAAGAGGGUCCCAACGGCACGUUGUGCACUGUCGGGAACCACAACGAGACUGACAACAUCCCGUAUAUAAGACCUGCUGUCAUGAAGCCUGUCCGAGUCAUUGAUAAGCCAGUGAUAAAGGAAGCCAUCAAGGAGAAGAAGUGGCAUGAUAUAUUUGACACUGACUCCCUUGAAAGGAAGUUAGAUGUGCAUGCUGGGAUACCUGUGGUCACCUUGGAUACCUGGGCAAACAUAGUGGAGAAAUCCCACGCUCCUCGGCACGUCUUCUAUCCCGCCGGGAAAUGGGCUGGAGAGGUGGCUAAGGUGUCUUUGGUUGUGUUUAUAAUGUCAGACUGUGGGAACUGCAGACGGAACAACCAAACUUUCAAGGAUAUCCACACGGCUAUCUCACAUAUUGAUGGUGGGGCCAUGUAUUAUGUGAAUUGCACCGAAGAGCGCACGCUAUGCAGCAAGCAACAUGUCAGAGGUUUUCCAACCAUCGCUGCAUACCGCGGCCUAGGUUGGCUGGAAACCAAGUCAUGCAUGACGGAGAAAAGCCGAGCUAAGUUCAGCAAGUCUGUACGAGUGGAUUACCAUGGUGUGAUAAGGACUGGGGCUGUGUUGGACUGGUUUUCAAGAAUUGCAGACAAUGCUGUAACUAAUCUACAGUCUGGAGGACAGCCUCCUACAUUCAAAGAGAAAGACAUCCAGUUGAUCGCCAUGGUAACUGCUAGCACCACUCCAGUUGCUAGGGUGAUGGGCUACGAAUGUCUGCGGCUGAUGUGUGAACGUCUGUUUAGCAUCAUAGACUGCUUCAGUUUCAGCUUCAGUGAUGAAGGUGUAUUAGGGGAGGAGGCUUCACACAUGUCAGUGACAAGGGUAGAGAUGAAGCGUAGGGAUGGUGUACAUGUUGUUCUGAUGGAGCAGGGCAGGAGUUUGGCAGACACACUGGAAAACACUGAGAACAAUGACUUGCAUCGCUUCCACGUCUCCCAUAGUUACAAGCUUAACGAGACCCAGCUGUGUGAAGAUGACAUUGGGGUUUGCACCGAUGUGAUCACAGAAUUCAUCCUGGAUCACAGUCGUCUGCCCAUCACGCAGCUUACAUCUGACACCUUCCAUACAUCCACCAGUUUCUUCAAAGAUGACAAGCUGCCAAUUUUGAUUGCUUUGGGAUACAAAGAGAACAUAACCGAUUCUGCUGUGUUUAGAAAGAAUUUGGAGGAAGUUGCCUAUGAAAUGUACAGCCAGAUUGUUGUUAUGACUCUGGACGUCUCGAAAUACUCAGUCUGGGCUACCCAGUUUGUUCCACACCUGUAUGGACACACGCGAGUUUUCAAGAAUGAAGAUGUGGAAACGAACCCUGACCCGUUAUCGAUGUACGUUUAUCCCCGUCUUGUGAUAGUCAAGAAAGAGGACCAUAACCACGCAGCCAUGUUUCCACCCUUGACAAGGCCUCGAGAGAAGAAUGAAGAGUUUUCAAGGGAAACAAUGCUUAAUUUUGUCCAGUCUUAUAUUCAAAAUCCUAAAGAACUUAUCAUCCAAACUGAACAUUUUUAACAUGUUGCCUUUGAUACAAAUAUGUUACCAUUGACCAACAGCAAUUUGUAAAGCCCGGAUGCGCGACUGCAUAACAAACGAAAAGUAUUUUAGAUAUUACAGAAAGAGGCAAUCUGUAUACAAAUGAAAUUAAAUAAUCAAACAUAUUGUUUUGUUUUACUGUAAGGAAGUGAGUUGACAACUGUCAAAACAAUUAAUUGAUGUUAUUGUAAACUACGCAAACAUUAAACUGACAGUUCUAUUUUCAUGUUUAUUUCUGGAUGUUUCAAUGAUAUGGCAAGUGAGCAAAAUAUUUACAAACCGUUUGCUUUUGUUCAUAUAAAUGUUUCAAUCAGAAAUGAGUCUGAAUCUCUUGCAUGAUCUAAUUUGUCUAGAAAGAUAUAUAUAUUGUGUUAGUAAAAAACUUUUUUGUUGUUGUUGCUGUCUAAUUUAUUAGUUCUUUGAUUAUUUGAUGUAAUUAAUAUUUUGUACAAUAUUACAAAUUAACCAUGAAUUUGUUAAUAUUCUUUUAUUGUUAAACCGGUACUCCAAAUCAAACAUUUAACCUAUAUUCAUUUUGGAGAUUUGUCCUUGUUACAGUUAUUGUAUUUAUGAAGGAAAUGAUGCUAUUUGGAAUAAAUAAUUUAUCACAUUCUCAUAUGUGUGGUUUUAAGAGUAUACUUGCAAUUGUUAGUCGAUCGUUGUCCCUUGUCCUUUUUGUUUCGUGCAUUGAUUGUUGUCAACAUUUGUCAUAUGAACACUACGGAGGCCUUAUUUACUGCCCAGUUUUGAUCAAACUUGGCCCGAAUAUUUGUCCGAAUUGGAAACUCAUCUGAUUUUUAAGUGGAGUUCAAAAUCUAGGUGCCAAUGAUAACAAAGAGAAAUUUGAAACUUUUAUACAUGAAAUAAAAAAAAGGAUGUC
Dreissena polymorpha is the source of this 3644-nucleotide messenger RNA. RefSeq lists its product as uncharacterized. The coding region runs from base 2 to 2743 and encodes 913 amino acids. NCBI's taxonomy places the organism in Eukaryota, Metazoa, Mollusca, Bivalvia, Myida, Dreissenidae. The transcript is spliced from 21 exons. Gene Ontology annotation, cellular component: endoplasmic reticulum. Gene Ontology annotation, molecular function: protein disulfide isomerase activity. Gene Ontology annotation, biological process: protein folding. The record is from RefSeq and is a predicted model, not a curated record.